Messenger RNA from Mya arenaria, 1041 nucleotides. Its product is annotated as snRNA-activating protein complex subunit 5-like. Gene Ontology annotation, cellular component: nucleus. The transcript has a single exon. The record is from RefSeq and is a predicted model, not a curated record. NCBI's taxonomy places the organism in Eukaryota, Metazoa, Mollusca, Bivalvia, Myida, Myidae. The coding region runs from base 12 to 407 and encodes 131 amino acids. Gene Ontology annotation, biological process: transcription initiation at RNA polymerase III promoter; transcription by RNA polymerase II.
CAACCACUAAAAUGUCGGGUGUAAAUAUUCCUGCUUCUAUGAAGGAGCUGCAAAAUUUAAAACAAGAAGAGACAACUCUUGUUAACAUGUCUUCCAAAAUAAGUGACCAAUUGAACAGGCUGAAGGUAGAAGAACUGGCUCUUCAAAAUAUGGUCAGACUCCAAAAUGAAGAGCUAGAGAGGAAAUCCCGGGGAUCCCAGAGAUCUAUAAAUAGAUCACUGCCCAUGGAAGAGUCAGAGAAGGGAGAUAACUCUGAAAAGGUUGUUCCUGUUGAUUUGUUUGUGAAUAUGAUAUAUGGACAUAAGGAAGAAGAAGAGGAAGAAGAAGAGGAGGAAGAAGAGGAAGAUGAUGAAAUGCAAGGGGUAACUAAUGAGGACAUAGAUGCCUUUGUGGACGGACUGGGCUAACAUGUAGAUCAAUUAUGGUAUUUUAUAAGGUGGAUUGAGAUAAUUUGUGGAUGAAAUGAUGUAUUUCUGUGGAUGAAUUAAGAUAAUUUGUGGAAGGAUUGAGAUUUGAUUACAGUGAGGUGAUUUGUGGAGGGAUGAAGCUGAAGGGAGACUUCUGUUUUCUGGAACUGUCAAAUUUAUUUUGAGUUGAGGGAGAAGUAUUUUCUCUAAUAAUAUCAUAAAAACAAUUGUCCCUAGUUUAUGUAAAACCUUUCAAUAUCUUUAAACAGCUGUUAAGGUCUAGCCUGAUUGCUGGAGGCAAAAAUAAAGAAGUUUAUUGAGUUACCAUAUUCAAAUUAUUUGGAAAAUGUACUCUAGAUUGCUUUGUGCAACAUGAAUAUAAGUGCUUCUAAAAGUAGAACACAAUCAAAAUAAAUGUCCGCAGUGGAAAGAUAGAUGAAUCCCCUCGUCGAGGUCAGAAUCAGCUGGGUAUGGCAUGCUUGCAGUAAAUGUAUAGUACAUGUUCAUGUGUGUAUGAUUUUCCUGUUUUUGGACUAUUUGACUUCUAUGUUAAAAAAAUGACACUUACUAAAAUACUUUGUUCAAGAAUAUUGAAAACCUCUGUUUUGUAAAAUAUGUUCAAUAAACACAUUUU